This is a messenger RNA of Neoarthrinium moseri, 2349 nucleotides long. RefSeq lists its product as uncharacterized. Gene Ontology annotation, molecular function: DNA-binding transcription activator activity, RNA polymerase II-specific; RNA polymerase II cis-regulatory region sequence-specific DNA binding; zinc ion binding. Lineage: Eukaryota; Fungi; Ascomycota; Sordariomycetes; Amphisphaeriales; Apiosporaceae. Gene Ontology annotation, cellular component: nucleus. Gene Ontology annotation, biological process: DNA-templated transcription; regulation of transcription by RNA polymerase II. The coding region runs from base 1 to 2349 and encodes 782 amino acids. The transcript is spliced from 4 exons. The record is from RefSeq and is a predicted model, not a curated record.
AUGGCCGACCACGGGACGCCGUCGUCGGCCCACGACAGUACCUUCCUCAGCCACGCGACAGGCACCGGGCCGGGCCCGACACGGAGUGUCAAGAGGCCCCGCCCCGUCAAGUCAUGCAUUGAAUGCCGGAACCGCAAGCUCAAGUGCGACCGUCUCCUUCCUUGCUCGCAAUGCCAGAAGUCGCACCGUACGUGUCGCUACGCGGCCGACGGCGACGUGAACAACAUCUCGGACGGUUCGGAUGCCGAAACCUCGGAGCGGGCAUCCAAGAAGAGCUGCCCACCGCCAAGCAGUGAUGUUCCGGUGAGGAACCGGGACCGGUCGGUCAAUCCGCCCGCCACCGCGGUCCUGGAUGACUAUGGCUUGCGGCUCGACCGGCUCGAGAAGAUCGUUCUGACGAACUCCAAAAGCCCCCCUUCCAUGAAGGAUUUCGGUGGUCGGACUCAACCCCUGGCGUCCUCUACUAACACUAUCCGGGGCCUGACGGUAAAAGGGAAUAUACGAACAAGGUUCUUUGGGCAGAACAGCACCAGAGUAUUACUGAACUUGUUUGACGAGGCGAAGGACUUCAUGUUCAGAAAGGAUAAACCCCGGGACAUUCGGGAGAUAUUCACCAACAUCCAGAAGAUACACGAAGCCCUUCAGGAGGAGCAACAGAAGGCAUUGACUCCGAUACCAGUAUACGUGGAUUCCAUCACCCCAGUGCAUAAGCGUAUGGCGGAUAUACUGCCGAAGAAGCAGGUCUGUGACCAGCUGCUGUCGGUCUUCCUGGCAGGAUCCGAGUCCUUGUACCGGAGUGUUCACAUACCAACCUUCAUGAAUCAGUAUGAGAGGUGGUGGGAAGGGACGCUGCAGUCGGAAUCUUUCCUGCCGCAGCUGCUCUCGAUGCUUUGUAUAGGUUACCGGUUUAUCGGUGCAGCCAAAGGACUGGGACCCGACAGAGAGAGUAUACAUAUACCAACGGCUAAUUCAUUAGUCAGGGAAUGGUUGCACAAUUUGCGAGGAAAGCAAUUUGUCGACUUUGGGACCCUUCAAGCAGAGGUGCUGUUGUUGAUGGCCCAGCGCAUGAUCAACCCGAACAAUCAAGAUUCGUGGACGAACCUUGGGCUAAUAGUGCGCAUGGCAAUGACCAUGGGGCUCCAUCGUGAUCCAUCCGAAUUCCCCCAGAAGAUCUCGCCCUUCUGGGGUGAGCUACGGCGGAGGGUGUGGUACACGAUUCUUGAGCUCGACUUGCAAAUGUGCAUUCAGUGCAACAUGCCAGCGUGCAUACGGGAAGGUGAUUACACCUGCCGCCCCCCGAGAAACGUAGACGACGGGGACAUUUAUCAAGAUAUGAGGGAGCUUCCUGAGGCGAAACCUAUUGAUCAGGCCACCGAUUCACAGAUACAGGUGUUCGCUGCAAGCACACUCUCUGUGCGAUUCAGGGUCAUCGAUCUGAUCAACCGCCUUGAUAGUCUCACAGAUUACCAGGAUGUGAUUGAUUGCGGCAAUGCGCUGGAGCGAAUCUUUGAGGAUAUGCGAUACAUCCUGUUGCGAAGUACCCCGACUAACCAGGAGCAGGCCACGCGGCAGUGGCUGACCAAAACCAUUCUGGAUAUGCAUCUACGAAGAGCCCUGGUGGCACUUCUUAGACCAUUCGCGCUCAGCACCCCUGACGUCCCUCAGCAGAUACUGACGUCCUAUCUCAGGUCAUCCGUAGUAAUGCUCACCUAUAUGGAUGACCUGGAUCCGACGUCCCCGAACUACACCCAGAUUUUCCACAUGCACCACUUGGUGCUUAAGCAGGAUGUCCUACAGGCCGCUUUCAGUGUCUGUUAUUACAUAAAGCACAUUGCCGCCACAGAGAAUGGCAGCUUGUCGCCGCAUCCAUACUCGCACGCACCCAACCUGAGACCCGACUCCUUUGCAGAAGCGUGCAAGCUCGCGACCGAGAGCUCGGUGCUGCUUUCGCGCUCACGCCUGGUCAACGUAGUGGAGAGAGCUCUUGAUGCGAUGACUAGCCGCAUAAGGGAGAUCGGAACUGACUUGAAAGAUCUCGUUUCGCUCACGGUUGUCAUCGCCCUUUGCCAGGGCGGACCGCCCGACCUCGCCCAGAAAAGAGUCAAUGCUGGCCUGCAGUCCAUUGUCGAUGCCGGGCUGCAUUCUAUGCAUGCAAGCCAGGACAAUAUAGCUUCGAUGCCGAUUAUGCCAUCGACGCCAAUAUCUAUGAACAGCAUGGGGUCCACGUCAGGCUUCAUGAACCAAGUUCCUCCUUUCAUUAUGACACCAGAUAUUCCAAACGUGAUACCCGAUGAUUUUGCGAUGUGGGACUUGGAGUUCUGGAAUCCUUUACUUCAAAAUGGCACUUAG